UGGCAUCCAUUAUGUCUGUUAUAUUUAGCACAAAGUCCAAAAUCUGCUGUGUUUCCGCCAACGGCCAGUAACAGCACGAUGCAAUGGCUACCGGAAUAGACCUCAUCGUCUCUACAGUAUGCAACGCUACAUUUUGCGAACCGAUAUACGACAAUCCCAUCUUAGAAACAACAAAGAAGGAAACCGACUUACAGAAUCUAAUUAGCUAUGUUAAUGGAAGACAUUUAAAAGUAGCAACAUACGAUGAUAUUCCUCUGAGCUGGACAGAAAAUGGACUAAAUGGCUCUCUCGUGGGUCAGGGGGUAGCGUUCGUUAUCCUUGAGAUAUUGCGAGAAAAGUUUAAUUUCACCUAUGAAGUUGUGAUACCAGAGAGAAAUUUCGUGUUAGGUGGAGAUAAGCCUGAGGAUUCAUUGAUUGGGCUCGCUAAUAGUAGCAAAGUGGAUAUGGUCGCCGCAUUUUUACCUAAAGUACCACGUUUUCGAAGUAUGGUAUCAUUCUCGUACGAUCUCGAUGAAGGCAUAUGGGUCAUGAUGCUUAAGAGGCCAAAGGAAUCAGCAGCCGGCUCCGGUCUUCUGGCCCCCUUCCACAGUUAUGUCUGGUAUCUAAUUCUAGUCGCAGUUUUGUCGUAUGGGCCCUGUAUAACUUUAUUGACCAAAUUACGUUCGAAAUUAAUGCCGUCGGGGGACAAUCAUAUAAAAUUAUCACCAAGCUUUUGGUUUGUAUACGGAGCUCUCAUCAAACAAGGAACCAAUUUAGCACCGGAGGCUAACACAACCAGAGUUCUAUUCACAACUUGGUGGCUUUUUAUAAUACUACUAUCAGCGUUCUACACAGCGAAUUUGACCGCAUUUCUCACACUGUCCAAAUUCACAUUGGACAUAGAGUAUCCUAAGGAUUUGUAUAAGAAGAAUUAUCGAUGGGUUGCAGCACAGGGCAGUACGGUCCAAUAUAUUGUAUCAAACCCUGAUGAAGAAUUAUAUUAUCUGAGUGCAAUGGUGAAGAACGGCCGUGCAGAAUUCCGGCCAUACAGCGACGAUCAGGCGUUCCUGCCGCUGGUGAAAACCGGAGCAGUUCUAGUCAAAGACCAGCUCGGUGUUGACCAUAUAAUGUAUAAGGACUACAUUCAGAAGGCUAAGGAAGGCAUCGAUGAAGGCGACAGGUGUACUUACGUUGUGGCGCCUAAUUCAUUCAUGAGUAUGUUGAGAGCAUUCGCUUACCCAAGAAAUAGCAAGUUGCAAUUUCUAUUUGACCGAGUUCUCGUGUACCUCUCUCGAGCCGGUAUAGUGAAGUACUUACAAACACGUGACUUACCAAGUACGAAGAUGUGCCCACUUGACUUGCAGUCCAAAGACCGGCAACUCCGUAACAGUGAUUUGCUGAUGACCUACAUGAUCAUGGUCAUUGGCCUUUCUGCAGCCGCAGCCGCGUUUAUAGGAGAGAUAAUAGUGAAACGGUACUUACGUAUAAAGAUAAGGAGACGCGGAAAUCAGAAACGAAAGAAGACGAAAUUUAACAAGAACCAUAUUGUCCACAAGUAUGAUGACAGUCGUCCACCACCUUACGAUUCGAUAUUCGGCCGCCGCAAUCCGAAUUACAAAGUCACCGAGGAACUGCAGACGAAGAUCAUAAAUGGCAGGGAAUAUCUGGUAGUGGAUACAACACAUGGAGGCUCCAGGCUUAUACCGGUUAGGACGCCAUCAGCAUUCCUCUACAAUCUGGAGAAGUGAAUUGUCGAAAAAAAACGUGAAAAAUACCUUUGCCGUGUAUUUACGUUAUCUGUACAUACCACAGAAUAGAAACUCUCGAUAUAAAAUCAACAUUAUAUAUAAUGUUGUAACUGUAAACGGUACCGAAUUAAAUUCGUUGUAUGUAUUUGUAGUGUCUACUUACAUACCUCAUAAGGUAAAGUAUUGUACUUUCUCUUAUUGUUAAAACACACGACACAGUCGAUAAAUUAUUCUACUGAUCCCUUUCAAGAUUGUAUAUUUGAAGAAACUUUUUUGAUAAGACAAAAUCACCAAAGGACUCUACGCUUGUUGCUAUUCUAAUUACAUAAAAAAUAUAAGGUUGACCAAAAAAUAGGGUGAAUAAAUAAUAUAUAGGUAGAUCACUAUUUUUUAUUAAUUCACUUUUCUUUUAGUUAAAUUAACUGUGGACUCCUCAUUCAAUUGGAAUUUACUUACCUGCUAUAUGUAUGAAUAUUGAAAUUAAACGUUACAAUGUAAAUUUAAUUUUUACCUUUCCUAUGGUAUGUACAACAAUAAAAAUUGCAUGUAAUAAUAGUAUUUAUGUAUAACAUACUUUGCUAAUAAAAUUUAUUGUUAGAUAAAGAACACAAAAGCACAUUGCACAAAGGAGCAGAAAAAUAUAUAUUAGAUGAAAUGUUACAUAAAUAAAAAAAUGCUUUUAAAUACAUAUUUUUAUUAAUCGUGAAAAUUCAUUUUCACAAUUCCUCUAACAUUCAAAUCUUGAUUCACAAUUUCUCUCGUUUUGAAAACAAUAAACGUAAUAAAUUAUAUCAAGAUAUCUGCAUUAUACAUGGUUCGACAAUAGUUUAUGAAAUUAUUCUAAUUAUUAAUAUUAAAUAAUUUAUUUCGUAAAAUGUUACAACUAAUAAAAUGUUGUAAAACAGGCCAACAAAAAUAAAAGGAACUUGGUGGAACUUGUCUGACAAUCAUCUACAAUCUGUACAUACAUACAUAGAAUUUUACAUAGGUACAUUUCUUAUAUUGAGCAGUGACCACUUGUCACGCAAAACCUCAGUCAUAAUACAAAACAUACAAAUGUAGUGGCAACAUCUCCGCAUAUCGAAACAUUCUUUAUAAAUUUAUUUAUGUUUUGGAUUCAUAUAAAAUUAUACAACAAAUUAUUAUCAAUUUAUAAACAUUGUGAUAUAUAAAUCUGAUCAAAAUUGUAAUAUAAGCAUGUAAUUUAGAACACUACCACAUAUAUGAUGACAAGUUAAUGAAUAACAAAAAAACCUCGGAAUUUAAUAGAAUAAUAAUGGUAUAUUGGUUAACAUCACUUGUAAUAAAUACUUAAGUACUUUCUUUACACUGGCUAUUAAUUUAGUUGAUAUUUCCUUUUAUAUAAUAUAUAAUAAUGUUAUUCACUACAGGUUCCAGAACAUAUUAAAAUAAAAACUUUAGUAAUCCCCCAGGAUUCGAACGUACUCUCAGAUAUGUGCAAAGUAAUUAUUUAAUCAAAAACAAACAUCAUACAAGACGAGUAUUUGUAAAAUUCAAAUAAAAUUUUGUUUUUACGUGAACCAACCUAUAUACCAUUAUUUAUGUAACUGUAAUUUAUUUCAGUUACGUCAUGAGAAAAGCAAUUACAUAUAAAAAUGUUAAACAUUUUGUCAUACAAUCAGGGUGGAAUUUACCCACGUCUGUUAAAUAAACAUUACUAUAUCGCUAAUAAGCCACUGUCAUAUCCCCGAGUUUAAAAUCUAGAUAUGGAGAAUUAUUGACUAUAGAAAAUAAUGAGAUACAGCAAGAGGUGAUCGUCACAAAGAUUUCUCGCGAGGUGCAAAUAAUAACUGCAGAUAUCAAAGAUAAAUAAAAUAUUCAUAUUAAAAUAAAAUAAACAAUUGAAUGACAUUAAAGUAGAGUAGGCUAAAGUGUUUAUUUAUUGAUAUAAAUAUCGCAGUAAGACAAUACGGCUACCUAAAUUGGGCCGGAUUAUACCAUAUAAAUGUCCCCAUUACAAUGUCUCAGAACUAUCUCUAAGUAAGUUGAUAUCAUUUAAACUUUAUAAAUAACGGUAAAUAAUAAAAAAACUGUAUUAGUAGCAUGUAACACCUAAAAAAAGUACUAAAAAUUUACUGAGUACUAAUGAUAGUGUCAUACUAUUAAUUACGCGUUAGGGCUCAUAGCCUUGGACAUUUCCUAUGAAUAACCCGGGACUAUACCUAAAGAAUCCACUGAAAGUUGCUAAACCGUUCAGCUUGAGUGUAGAUAUUAUAAUCCUACGUGAUUGUCUAUCUAAAUGUAUUGCAUAGUUACCCGCACAAAUAUUCUCUAAAUGAGAAUCAUUCACUAUAAACAUGCCACUUUCCUUGGCGUUUCUCUACUUAUACUACAGAAUACGAUCACAAUUUUAAGUGUAAGAAACAGUUCAUAUUAUUUAAUAAUUAAUAAUAAGUAAAUUUAAUAUUUAUAUCCUCAACCGUCUCUAGAAAUGCACAUGUUUUUGGAUAUAUUAUUCAUUAAUUUAUUGCUAUUUUAUGAAGAGGUAUUAUUGUUGUAUUUUAGUUUAUAUGAACACAUUGCGUGGAUGCGCUAAUAUUUAAGAAUAUUAUCGAUUUAUAUAGCAAAUAUACCGCAACCCUAUAUGAUCACAAACUCGUUACUACUCUUAAGACAAUAUCAUGGAAGAUUUAACAUCAAAAGUGGAAUAGUCCAAGAACUUCGGGUGCUCCCUCAACUCACAAGAAUCAGUAAUUUCCAAAUCAAAUGUAGACAUUCAUUGCAUACAAUAAUUUGUGGGUUUUUUGUGAAAUUGCUGAUCCGAAAUCCUUAGUUUAUUAUUCCAUGAACAAAAUGCAUAGGUACAAUAAAUUAAAUUCCACUACAACGCUUUCAAGUUUAGAUUCAUUCGAAAAGAUUUAUAAAAUCAAUUUUUUUUAUUACAGAAUAAAGGAAUAAUUUACUUAUAAUUAUAUAAUUUCGAAUUAAAUUAAUUUGCACAAUAUAUUUUUUAUAUUAACUUCUAGUUCAAAGGGCGUGUUAGAAAAAAAAUCAUAAUAAGAAGGAACGGCAGACAUUGCAGAGUAACAUAUGGGUAGAAGAGAAAAUAUUUAUAUUUCGUCAUACGAGUACAAUCUCUAAUACAAUUUAUUUCAAGUUUAAACAAUUCAUUUGAGUUGUCAAGCUUAAUACAAUUUAUUUAAGUUAUACAUGUAUGUCAAUUUAGUUUAUUGAUAAAUUAAUGUGACUACCGAACACAAUGAAUCAGUAUAUAUUAAAUAUAGACACACACGUCUUAAGGACUUAGUCCUUAACAUAAUUAUUAUCAAAGUCGUCUAAAGAUUAGAUUAAUAUAAGCUAUAAUAUAAUAUAGCGUCAUCCACGUGCCACAUUGUAAGGUCAAUGCCCUUAUUUUAUUACCAUUGAAAUUUACCGCCGUAAGCUUCAAAUAUUUAUAUAAUUAUUUUUAAAAUAGUGCCGUCAACUUAUUAAUUAUGAGAUAUAAAACAUUAUUACAGAAUAACAUACAUUGUACUUUAAAAAAAUAUAUACAUAAAAAAGUAUUCAUAGGCAAAUGAAAGUGAUAUAAUAGUUAUAAACAAAUAUUUAAUCAGCUAU
Achroia grisella is the source of this 5306-nucleotide messenger RNA. It is a transcript of the gene Ir76b, whose product is annotated as glutamate receptor ionotropic, delta-1. Bases 84 to 1727 code for a protein of 547 amino acids. Gene Ontology annotation, cellular component: membrane. The record is from RefSeq and is a predicted model, not a curated record. NCBI's taxonomy places the organism in Eukaryota, Metazoa, Arthropoda, Insecta, Lepidoptera, Pyralidae. Gene Ontology annotation, molecular function: ligand-gated monoatomic ion channel activity. The transcript has 9 exons.